AUGGCCCACCCAGAAACACUGCUGCCGAUGCCGGAUGUUGACGAUCCUGUACAACGCUUUCUCUCCGUUGUCAAAUUCUACCUCAGCGGAUGGCACAUCAAGCCGCCUGGUGUCAAGAAACCCUUGAAUCCUAUCCUCGGCGAGACCUUCACAUGCUACUGGGAGUAUCCAGAUCAGACCAAAGGCUACUACAUAUCCGAACAGACCUCGCAUCAUCCGCCAAAGUCCAGCUAUUUCUUCAUGGCACCUGAGCAUAAUAUCAGGAUAGAUGGAGCACCAAGGGCUACUUUUCAGACUGGCCAGAAACAAGGACUGUUCAAUGCUACUUCCGCAAAGCACACAUCACCCUUGGUUCGCCCACUCGAGGAACAGGAAGAGCGGGAAUCCCAAAAGCUAUGGUAUAAGACAGCGCAAGCUGUGAAAGCGUCCGAUCACGUUGCUGCAACCGAAGAAAAGUCACGCAUAGAGGACAGACAACGAGACGAGACAGCGAACAGACUCGAGCAGGGUAUUGAAUGGCAACCAAGAUACUUCAGGCCAGUAAGAGGUGGUCCAGGGGGCUCGGAGGAGGGAGAAGAAGACCUUGACUGGAUACUAAAUGCCAACAUCGACGGUGCAACACCUGAGAUCAAAGCAAAACAAAUUCUCUUAGUCGCGCCCAUAUUGAGAGGUCAGAAACCAGUAUCAGUCGCACACCCUAACGGUUCAGCCCCUUCUAAAUCUGCCACAUCUCAGCCUCCAGCUCCCAGUGGUGAUUUGAUAGACUUUGGCGACUCUGCACCAUCGACACAACCAGAACCUCCGUCACGGCUGCCAGAUCAGCAUAUUAUAUCAGAAUCCAACCAUGCUCCACCAAGUCUCCAAGAGCCACUUCUGCCCGGGCAUCCAAUCAAGCGAGUGGACACUUUGACUUCUGAGGAAGAUGAAUUUGUUGACGCAAAGACGGCGUGA
Bacidia gigantensis is the source of this 951-nucleotide messenger RNA. RefSeq lists its product as uncharacterized. The coding region runs from base 1 to 951 and encodes 316 amino acids. Gene Ontology annotation, cellular component: cortical endoplasmic reticulum; cytosol; membrane. Lineage: Eukaryota; Fungi; Ascomycota; Lecanoromycetes; Lecanorales; Ramalinaceae. The record is from RefSeq and is a predicted model, not a curated record. Gene Ontology annotation, molecular function: sterol binding. The transcript is spliced from 5 exons.